AUGGCUGGAACUCAAGCAGAAAGUGUAAUCAAAAAUAUUAUCCGAGAAAUUGCCCAGGAGUGUGCUGCAAAAGGACAAGGAGUAUCAGAAACUUUGGUGGCUUUCAUGGUAAAAGCCAUUGUUUUAAAUCCUAACAGUGGCUUCAAUGUUGACCGGACACUUACCAAAGAGGAUGUGCAGACAUUAAUCAAGCUGUGUGUGUCCAGUAUUUUGGACACCAAAUCCCCAUCACUUGACACUAUCAAGAUGCAAGUGUAUUUUGAUAUGAAUUACACAUCCAGAAGUCUGUUCUUGGAGGAGCAUCGUCGAGUACUAGAAUCACGUCUGCACCCAGUGAUAAGAGAAAUUACUGACACUCGAGCCCAGACCCGGGAAGAAAUUGAGACACUUUAUCGAAAGAUUGUAACUGCAGUUUUACUUCGAUCUGGAUUGGGCAGCCCAACUGAUAUUUCAGUUGUCAGAGAAGCUACAGCUUCUCUACAAAGUAUCUUCCCUCAAACAGAGGUGCUAACGUUUAUGUCUUUACCAAAGAAAGAUAAAGAACGGCAGUUGUUGGAGCUUACCAUGAUCUGUACAGGCAUACGUCUUUUCAACAAGGAAUGUGGUAAAGGAGGAGAAGGCAUUGAUGAUUUACCUGCCAUUUUGAAUGCUGCUGUGCCACAGACCUCCAAUACCAUAGAAGAUAAUAUUAAAACAACUCUUGUCUUUAUUGACAAAUAUACAGCAAUUCUAGAAAAUGUCUUGGUGAAGAAGAGGAAAGUUGUCCAUACUGAGAUAAUUGCUGGUUUUCUUGUCUUACUAAUCGUCACUGGAUCUAUCUAUCUAUCUAUCUAUCUAUCUAUCUCUUCAUUAUUUAACUCUCUAUAUCUAUCUAUCUAUCUAUCUAUCUAUCUAUCUAUCUAUCUAUCUCUUCAUUAUUUAACUCUCUAUAUCUAUCUAUCUAUCUAUCUAUCUAUCUAUCUAUCUAUCUAUCUAUCUAAUGAUGUUAUCAGCUGUGCACGUUUGGUUGAAGCUUACCAGGAGCAGUUAAAAUCUCGUCUGGAUCAAUUGCAAAACACAGUUCAGGCUAAGGCAGCUGUCCCUACAGCUCAAGUCUAUCCACAAUUCAUUCAUUUGGCUCAGCUGUGGAGUGGUUUGCAAGAUGAAAUGGUUCUUUUGAGUGUUCUGAGCAAUAUCACAGCUAACCUGUCUCCAUUCUCUCAAGUUCACAAGAAACUUUUUCCUGAAGAAACAUUGGCACAGAUCUUGAGUGAAGAUGUUGUCAAAUCAGACCAGCAACGAAUGGAUGAAGCUACAAGUGGCAUUGAACAGUCACUGAUUAGUCCCUUCAAAGAUGUUCAUUGGUUAUUUCCAGAAAAUACUACAAAUUUUGGGAAAUUAACUUUGGAAUACAGGGGUUUUUGUGGUGUCACACUAUCUGUUUAUGAGGGAUUACUUCUCCUUGGGAAUCCAAAUAUUGGUGUGGCCAAAUACAAAGAUUGUUACUACACUUUUGCCUCAAAAGAAGCAGCUUUUGCAUUUGCAAAAGACCCUGAAAAGUUUAUUUUGUGUGUUGGUGAAAUUGCCAAAUAUAAUCCUGAAUUGAUCCAACUUUUACAACUUCACAGUCAGUUCUCCACCAUAACUCCUCAGGGUAAAGAUGCUCGUGACAAUCUGCAAAAAGCGAUUAUUAAAUGUGACAGCGGCACCCAAACUGAUACACACUUUAUGGAAUCAAAUAUUGUCAAGUCUUACGAAUGGAAUGAAUGGGAAUUGCGAAGAAAAGCCCUUAAAUUGACAAAUUUAAGGCAGAAAUUGACACACUCAAUGCAGACAGACCUCAGCAACUUUCGACGUGACUCUGAAACUCAAGUCUACUUACCAAAAACCAAAGAGACCCAGACCAAAGUCGAUCGCUAUAGUAACGUCCCAAAACCCCAGGUGUUCAUUGCUGGUCUUCGUGGAUGCAGAACAGGAGAGCCAACAGCUAUAACCAAAAUGGACCUUACACUCGAUGUAGAUUAA
Molecule: messenger RNA, 2004 nt
Organism: Acanthosepion pharaonis
Lineage: Eukaryota; Metazoa; Mollusca; Cephalopoda; Sepiida; Sepiidae
Source: the annotation of a GenBank genome assembly